AUGGCAUCGCAGGUAGAUAUGAAUAGUCACCAGGAAGACCUCCUGGAACCAACUGAAGCUCUUCUAGAAAGAGAAGCUCCCCCUGACGUACGGACAACUCGGACGGCAAGCUCUCGAAGUGUGUUGAUAAGAAUUUAUGUCUCUCAUUUCUUGUCGACAUGGAACUCACGCAUGUUUGAAUUCGGCGCUGUCUUGUUCCUUGCUUCUAUCUUCCAGGGGACUCUGUUGUACGCCUCGAUCUACGCGUUGGUACGCUCUGCGUCGGCGGUGGUUCUAUCUUCCUGGUUAGGAUCCAAGAUGGAUCGGUCGAACCGUCUGGUAGCCAUCCGUCACUCUAUCGUCUGGCAGAGAGUACCUGUUGCGGUGUCCUGCGCAUGCUUUGUGGCUCUUCUGAUGCCUUCAUUCCGAGAAUCUGAGCCUCUUGCCUCGGGCUUAUUUCUUGCGGUUGUCCUGCUCGCUUGCAUGGAGAAACUGGCAGCAACAGCAAAUACUGUGGCUGUCGAAAGAGACUGGGUGUACAACGCGAUACCAGAACUUGUGCGGACAGCUUCAGUCCCGACAGAUGAUGGAUUCAGAGCUGUCGAGGAUGCGCGCGAACAUCCCACGGCGAACCAAAAGGGUAUCAUUAAAAGUGCAAUUCACCUUGUAAAGCGGGCUGCUUCUCCCUGGCGACAGUAUGUGGCUAGUCCAGUCUUCCUGGCGUCCUUCGCCUUGAGCCUGCUCUAUCUUACUGUUCUCUCCUUUGGCACCACCAUGGUCACAUAUCUCUUGCAUAUGGGUUUUGAUCCUCUGCAGGUCAGCUGUAUGAGAAUCGGUGCCGUGCUCGCAGAAUUGUCUGGCACAUGGGCAGCACCGUUCAUCAUGGGCAGGAUCGGACCGAUUAGGUCAGGGCUGUGGUUCCUCAACUGGCAGCUUGGCUGUUUGGCCACUGCAGCAGUCGCUUUUGCCUUGUACGACUCGAACUCUCGGUUGGUAGCAGUGAGUCUCAUCCUGGGAGUUGCUUUGAGUCGGAUUGGCCUUUGGGGUUUUGAUUUGUCGGUUCAAUUUCUCGUCCAAGAGGUAAUCACUUUCUCCUCUGAGGGCUGCUACCAGAGGUUGCUAAUGUCUAUCAAUAAGGGCGUUGAAGAAGAUACCCGGGGGCGAUUCUCCUCAACCGAAAUGGGCGUACAGAACGUCUUUGAGAUGCUGUCGUUUGCAACCACAGUAGUCUUUCCUCUCCCUGAGCAAUUCAAGUAUCCCGUUUUUAUCAGUUACGGGGCGAUUGCACUGGCAGCCAUAUGCUUUGCGGCAUACGUGAGAAAAGAGCGGGGACAUUUGCUGCACAUAUCCAGGUGCUGGGGUGGUGAUAAAAUGCGAAGGUCGUAUCAGGUACUUCCUGGAGGGUUAUGA
This is a messenger RNA of Aspergillus fumigatus Af293, 1389 nucleotides long. RefSeq names its product putative iron-regulated transporter. Gene Ontology annotation, cellular component: membrane. The record is from RefSeq and is a predicted model, not a curated record. Bases 1 to 1389 code for a protein of 462 amino acids. Gene Ontology annotation, molecular function: iron ion transmembrane transporter activity. The transcript is spliced from 3 exons. Gene Ontology annotation, biological process: iron ion transmembrane transport. NCBI's taxonomy places the organism in Eukaryota, Fungi, Ascomycota, Eurotiomycetes, Eurotiales, Aspergillaceae.